Pseudomyrmex gracilis is the source of this 2080-nucleotide messenger RNA. Its product is annotated as UDP-sugar transporter UST74c-like. Gene Ontology annotation, cellular component: mitochondrion; mitochondrial inner membrane. The record is from RefSeq and is a predicted model, not a curated record. The annotation marks the transcript as partial. Gene Ontology annotation, biological process: ubiquinone biosynthetic process. NCBI's taxonomy places the organism in Eukaryota, Metazoa, Arthropoda, Insecta, Hymenoptera, Formicidae. The transcript has 4 exons.
ACGAUCGGAACGAGCAAGGGAAGACGAAAGACCGGUUCCGCUCUCACGAUGACGGAGCGCGAACAGAAUGCGAUGUUUGCGCGCGUAGCGUCGGCGUUUUUUUACGGUCUGUCGUCGUUCAUGAUCACGGUUGUCAACAAGACCGUGCUCACGUCGUUCGCCUUCCCGUCCUUCCAAGUGUUAGGAAUUGGUCAGAUGUUCGCGACGAUACUGGUGCUGUUCGUCGCGAAGAAGCUGCGCUACGUCGAAUACCCCAACUUGGAAGCGGCGACGUUCACCAAGAUCUGGCCGCUGCCGUUGAUAUACAUCGGCAACAUGAUAUUCGGAUUAGGCGGCACAAAACAACUGAGUCUGCCGAUGUUCACCGCCCUGAGACGAUUCAGUAUCCUCAUGACGAUGAUCGCCGAGUAUUACAUUCUGGGCGUCAAGGCGCGCAUGUCGAUACAACUGAGUGUUUACACCAUGAUCCUGGGCGCGGUGCUGGCUGCGCUGAACGAUCUCGCCUUCAAUCUAGAAGGCUACAUCUUUAUUCUGUUUAAUGACUUUUUUACCGCUGCUAACGGUGUGUAUGUGAAGAAGAAAUUAGAUUCCAAGGAAUUGGGAAAGUACGGACUGAUGUAUUACAAUUCUCUGUUUAUGCUCGGUCCGAGCAUUUUGUUGGCCUGGUGGACGGGCGACAUCGUCGCGACGUUGGAAUUCCCCGAUUGGACGAAUCUGUUGUUUAUUUUCCAGUUUUUAUUGUCGUGCAUAAUGGGCUUCGUACUGUUGUACAGUAUGCUACUUUGCACACUGUACAACUCAGCGCUGACCACCACCAUAAUCGGAUGUUUGAAAAACAUCUGCGUGACAUAUCUCGGCAUGGUCAUAGGCGGUGAUUACAUAUUCUCGUGGUUGAAUUUCGUAGGUUUGAAUUUAAGUGUGAUAGGUAGCUUGGUCUAUACCUGGGUGACAUUUCGCAAAAGAGAGACUCUGCAGCCAAAAUACGCUUUGUUGACUGAAACUCAGACCAGCAAUUUCGCGACAACCCCGGCGAAAUGCGAGGCGUUUCUGGAGGAUUACGCCAAGAAUCACAUAUCGUUAUCUCUUCUGCAGCGUGCAAUUCUCACAGUGGGCUCGGCAACCUUGUCGUUGACGAAUCCGUUUCGUGGCGAUAUGAUAGCGUGUCUUGGAGAAACUACCGGUGCAAAUGCUCUAGCGCAUUGUCAUCAACAGAUGAAGAGCACGGCCGAGGGUCAGCGUAUACUCGAGCAAAAACCACGCGUAAACACAUCCACCGUCGAUCUUUCCUACCUCAAGGAUCUGGCGCCGGGAACCGUGGGCAGAACGUACCGCGAGUUCUUGGAUAACAAUAAAGUAUCACCUGACGACCGAGCAGCGGUGCAAUUUGUUGACGAUGUCGAACUGGCGUACGUGAUGCAACGAUAUCGGGAGGUGCAUGACAUUUUUCACGCUAUGCUCUUAAUGCCAACGACAAUGUUGGGAGAGGUGACGGUCAAGUGGGUGGAGGCUCUACAGACGCGUUUACCGAUGUGCAUAGCGGGUGCGAUAUUCGGUGCCAGUAGACUGCGUUCUAGACAAAGAGAAUUGUACUUGAAUCACCAUCUCCCGUGGGGUAUAAAUACAGCGUUGAACGCAAAGUUCUUACUAGGUAUCUAUUACGAGGAACGCUGGGAGCAGUCUCUUGAAGAUUUCCACAGAGAGAUGAACAUCACGCGUCUCGUAUAACAAUUUCUCUAGUCCCGCAAAACGCGUAUGUUAAAUUUAUAAUAAGAAUUAAUAUCUAUAUUAUUAUUUGAAGAAUGUAAUUUUUAACUUUUUUGCCGAUAAUAAACAAAAAGCUUUACUGUUCAUGCGUCUUAAAAAUGUUUACUUCACAGAAGUAACAAACUCUCUCUGGUUUUCAUCAAAUUAAUUCUGGUACACGCAAAUCCUGUGUUUUUUAACUUUUCGUAGUCAGACGUGGGUCUCCCAGACCCGCUCAGAAGUUGCACAUCGGCGUUUCUAGAAAAAAUUAGUUUUUUUCUUAAACGCUUACAUCUUCGAAAGUACUAGAGAUUUGUUCAAUUUGUUUUUUCUUUUU